AUGGUGAAACUAGCAAAGGCAGCAAAUAAACAAUCUACGGGCAAGAAAAAGGCCCCACCACCACCAAAGGAAGUGGAGGAGUCCAGUGAGGAAGACAGCAGUGAAGAGGAAGAGGCUCCUCCACCAAAGGUCAAGAAAGUGAAGGCUGCUCCAGUGAAGGCGGCCAAGGCAACUCCAGCUAAGAAUGGCAAAGCUGCUAAAAAAGAAGAAAGCAGUGAGGAGGAGGAAUCUGACUCUGAAGAAGAAGCUCCGCCACCAAAAGUAACACCUAAAGCUGCCGCCAAAGCUAAGGCUGCACCAGCAAAGGCUGAAGAGUCUGACGAGGACGACGAUGAUGAUGAAUCUGAUGAGGAGCCUCCCCCUCCUAAAAAGACCCCCUCCAAACCUGCAGCUAAACCUGCAGCUAAAGCAAAGGCAGAAGAAUCAUCUGAAGAUGAUGAUUCUGAAGAGGAGGCCCCGCCCCCAAAACCUGCAGCUAAAGCGAAGUCUCCAGCAGCGAAAGCAAAGGCGCCUCCAGCAAAAGAAUCGUCAGAGGAAGAUGAUGACGAAGAGUCUGAAGAAGAAAUGGACACGACCCCAGCUCCUGCCAAAGCAAAGAAGGCCGGGAUGGUGAAGGCCAAGGAGGAGUCGGAGGGCGACGAUGAUGAAGAGGAUGAUGAUGAUGAGGAGGACGACGAUGAUGAUGAGGAAGAUGCCCCAGUGACUCCUGCAAAGAGGAAGGCUGAUGCCAAGAAGGAAACUCCACCGGCCAAGAAAGCAAAAACAGAAGGCGAAGGUUUUUGUUUAUAUAUUGGAAACCUGAAUUCAAAUAAAGACUUUGAUGAAAUUAAGGCGGCGCUGAAAAAAUUCUUCACCAAAAACGAGUUGGAAGUUGCUGACGUGCGGUUAGGAGGAUCAAAGAAAUUUGGCUAUGUGGAUUUUUCAUCUGAAGAGGAUCUACAGAAGGCCUUAGAACUAAACGGCAAAAAGUUUAUGGGACAAGAAAUAAAACUAGACCGAGCACGGAGUAAAGAGAACUCUCAGGAAGGAAGAAAAGAACGAGACUCUCGCACUUUAUUUGUGAAGAACCUUUCCUUCUCGGUCACUGUUGAAGAAGUGAAGGAAGUGUUUGAAGAUGCUGUAGACGUCCGGCUGCCGCUUGGACAGAAUGGCUCCAACCGAGGCAUCGCAUACAUAGAGUUUAAGUCCGAAGCAGAGGCUGAUAAGAUGUUGGAGCAGGCCCAGGGAACUGAGAUCCAAGGCAGAUCCAUCAUCCUGGAUUAUGUUGGAGACAAAAGCCAGAAAGGAGGCAGAAUGGGAGGAGGCGCUUCAGUGACUGCAUCCAAAACUCUGGUGGUCAACAACCUGGCCUUCACUGCGUCAGAGGAAACCCUACAGUCUGCAUUUGAAAAAGCGGUCUCUAUAAGAAUUCCUCAAAAUAACGGCAGGUCUAAAGGGUUUGCGUUCAUCGAAUUUGAAAACGCUGAUGACGCCAAAGACGCUUUUGAAAACCUAAACAACACAGACAUUGAAGGGCGAUCCAUUCGUCUUGAGUACAGCCAGGGCAGGAACGAUGGCGGCAGGGGGGCUUCUGGCCCGACAAAGACCUUGUUUAUUAAGGGUCUUUCUGAAGACACCACGGACCAGACGCUGCGGGAGGCGUUCGAGAGCGCAGUGGGAGCCAGGAUUGUUACUGACCGAGACACUGGAGCUUCCAAAUGUUUCGGGUUCGUGGACUUCGACAGUGAGAGCGACUGCAAAGCUGCGAAGGAGGCCAUGGAUGAUGGAGAGAUUGACGGGAGCAAAGUGACUCUUGACUACGCCAAGCCAAAGGGAGAAGGUGGAUUCCGUGGUGGUCGAGGGGGAGGAGGAUUCGGAGGUCGUGGGGGUGGAAGAGGAGGGUUUGGAGGUGGAUUCGGAGGCCGUGGUGGUGGAGGAAGAGGAGGCAGAGGUGGCUUUGGAGGCCGUGGAGGAGGAGGCAGAGGUGGAAGAGGAGGAUUUGGAGGUGGAAGAGGUGGUGGUUUUGGAAAACCACAAGGGAAAAAGAUCAAGUUUGAUGACUAA
Messenger RNA from Knipowitschia caucasica, 2043 nucleotides. NCBI's taxonomy places the organism in Eukaryota, Metazoa, Chordata, Actinopteri, Gobiiformes, Gobiidae. The record is from the annotation of a GenBank genome assembly.